AUGGGGCAGGAAGAGGUGCGGAUAGGGGGGACUGGCAUGGGGCAGGGAGUCGUGGAUAUGGGGGAGUGUGAUAUUGGGCAAGGAGUCGUGGAUAUUGGGGAGUGUGAUAUUGGGCAAGGAGUGGUAGGUAGGAGUGUGGGUGCGGUGGGGGAGAUGAAGACAUGGAAUGAUAACGGAUCCUCUGAGGACAGCUCCUCAGAAGACGAACAGGACGAGGGAGAGGAGGAGGACGAGGAGGAAGAGGAGGAGGUGGAGGAAGAUGACGACAAACACAAAGGAAAUGAAGAAGCUGCCCCUGCCGGUUCAAACUAUGGAGAGCCCUCUGACCUGGAAGCAAGAAAUAAUCAAGAUGGUGUCGGAGCGAAGCCGUGCUGUGAGAAAUGCAAGAGCCUUCAGCAGAACCAGCAUGACAAUGAAGUUGUCACACCACGUAAAAUUUCCAGAGGUCGUCUGCAGUUGAUGCUGGACAGUGAGGGGAAGUAUGAGUGCUCUGUGACUGGCCUGGUGUUUGAAGUCAGGCAGAGAGUAAAGAUCAAGUACUGCGUCCUGUCCUGGAGCAAGUUUGGGUCAUACCUGAAGGACUCCUGGAGGUUCGCUGGGCCCAUCUUUGAUGUGGACUGCGACCCAACCAUCCUCAAGUCCAUCCAGUUCCCACAUUCUCUGUGCCUGGCAGACAAGGACAGUGAGGUGAAGUUCAGUGUUCUCCAUGUGAAGGACAGUAAGCCCCUGAUUGAGCCCUCCACCGACCACACGGGGAGCCACAUCACGUGGAGCGUGACGUCCCUGUCCCCCGUGGGGCCCAUCGUCCAGACCACCCGGCCGGCACAGCACCACGGAGUGGUCCUGGUCUACAAGGAGGUGGGCCAGCAGGCCUCCUACUCCUUCAGGGUCUACCUGACCUCCAACAACGGCUCAGACAUCAAGGACAUAAGAAACGCAGUGCGGUCGUCCAAAAAGAAGUACGUGAAGCUGGAAAAGCCUCCGACCUGCCAGCGCCUCCUAGAGGACAGCAGGAGGUAUCGCCUCACCAGCGACCCAGAGGGGGACAUCGAGCCAGCGGACUUCCAGUUCACGGUGGAGGUGGUGAAGAUGAAGGGCUACUUUGAGGUGUUCUUUGAGCAGCCUCCGCCCUUCAAGCUCUCCCUGAUGGAGGUGGACUCAGAACAGCCCCUCUGGACAGCAACCAUCAGGGAAGGUGACUGUGUUGACAAUAUUGAGGAGAAACCAAGGAGGAGAGCCGAGAAACGGAAACGGAGUACCAGCACAUCAGAGGAGGAGAUAUCCAACAAGAGGCCUCAUUGGGCAGACGAGUCAGAUGGCGUGAGGCCAGAUCGGGUGACUACCACUACUACAAGCGCAGUGGAGGUGACCAGCAAGCAGUUGAUGAAGCUGGCCAAGCUCAUGGGCAAGGAGUGGAAAGUGGUGGGCAUCGGCUACCUGGGAAUGUCCACGCAGGAGCUGGACAAGAUCCAGUCCUCGGAGGAGGACACCACCAUGCAGCGCUUCCGCAUGCUGGACCUGUGGAGGAUGAAGAACAAGGGCAAGGCCGGACUCAGGGAGCUGCGCAACUGUCUGGAUGAGGACGACGUGCCCAAUGAAGUCAGAGACUGCCUGGAAGAUAUGAUGCAGGGCAACAGGUAAAGGAGAGGACGGCCAUUUUGGAAGAGGGGACCACCUGCCUUGACCUUUGGAGCAAACCAAGGACCAAAACAAGCCCAAUCUGGCCUUUGGGUCGGCCAGGGUGUGUGUGUGUGUGUGUGUGUGUGUGUGUGUGUGUGUGUGUGUGUGUGUG
This is a messenger RNA of Engraulis encrasicolus (European anchovy), 1792 nucleotides long. RefSeq lists its product as uncharacterized. NCBI's taxonomy places the organism in Eukaryota, Metazoa, Chordata, Actinopteri, Clupeiformes, Engraulidae. The coding region runs from base 1 to 1641 and encodes 546 amino acids. Gene Ontology annotation, cellular component: THO complex part of transcription export complex. The transcript is spliced from 14 exons. The record is from RefSeq and is a predicted model, not a curated record. Gene Ontology annotation, molecular function: protein binding. Gene Ontology annotation, biological process: regulation of DNA-templated transcription elongation; signal transduction; mRNA export from nucleus.